AUGAAACCCGUAAUUGAUUUCGAUGAAUGUUUACGAGACUCUCCCAAAUUUAGGGAGCAGCUAGAAACCGAGGAAUCCAGUAUUGAUUCAUUAGAACAAAGGCUUGAAAAAAUACUCAAAACAUGUUCUGUAAUGAUAGAGGCUGGUAAAACGUAUAUGAACCAGAGAAGUGUCUUUACAAACGCACUAUGGGACCUUAGCAGCAAUUUUUCCGAGGACCCUUCUGUAAUGUCCAUGCUGAAUAGAAUGAUUCAUGCAUUGCAAGAAAUGACCAAAUUCCAUUCAAUAUUAUUGGAUCAGGCUUCAAGAACUGUAUUGAAGAAUCUCACAGCUUUUAUUAAAGUAGAUAUCAAGGGAGUGAAGGAGAGUAAACAUCACUUUGAAAAAAUCUCAAAUGAUCUUGAUAUUGCAUUGAUUAGAAAUUCUCAGGUGUCACGACAUAAAACCACUGAUGUGGAAGAGGUAAUGAAUCUACUACUUGCGACUCGUUCCUGCUUCCGACACACCGCACUUGACCAUGUUCAGAAGAUUACUAUGCUGCAAGCUAGAAAACGGCAUGAGAUUCUUGCAACUUUCCUAUCUUACCUGCAAGCUUGUUGCACCUACCACCACCAGGGGGCUGACUUGUCGGAAGAUUUGGAGCCGUUCUUGAAAUCCACAGCUGAUGAGAUCGCAGUUAUGCGGAACGACACAAAAGCGCUAGACAAGGAGAUGGAGAACCGUCACACCAUAGUGAACAGUAAGGACACGGUGUUGCCCAGCUGUAACCCAAAAGAGGGGGAGGGGGAGAAGGAGGGACUAUUAAGCACCCCGUGCUUGAAGAACAUGCCGCGGAUGCAAGGGUACUUAUUCAAAAGGACAUCAAAUGCGUUCAAGACUUGGAACCGACGUUGGUUUUAUUUGUAUGACAAUCGACUUGUAUAUAGGAAAAGAACUGGUGAGCUAAAUGUAACAGUAAUGGAAGAAGAUUUACGCCUAUGCACAGUAAAGCCGGUGCUCGAUGGAGAGAGGCGCUAUUGUUUCGAAGUGCUUUCACCCUCGAAAAGUCACAUGUUACAAGCCGACUCGGACGAAAUGCUAAACCUAUGGAUACAAGCGCUGCAAAACGGAAUUCGUUCUGCCAUACAGCAGGGUCAGAGCCGCGACAACCCCGACUCACAAGUAGUGCUAGUGCCAGACGAUUCUCGGCCUAAUGGUGAUCGUAAUAGCGUGUCAUAUCCGCCGAUGAGGAAAGUCAGAAUAUGGGAGCAGUUGCUAAGUAUACCUGGAAACAACUUUUGCUGUGAUUGUGGCAGCCCUAACCCACGAUGGGCCAGUAUUAAUCUUGGAAUUACUUUAUGUAUUGAAUGUUCCGGUAUUCAUCGAUCGUUAGGAGUACACGUUAGCAAGGUGCGGUCGUUAACUUUAGAUGAUUGGGAACCAGAUAUUAUAAAGGUGAUGGCUGAAUUAGGAAAUAAAGUAGUAAAUCUCAUUUAUGAAGCUAAUACCGAGGGGUCUACAAUACCCCGAGCUACAUCAGAGUGUGAGACAUCCGUUCGAGAGGCGUGGAUCCGCGCGAAGUACGUGACACUGUCGUUCGUGCGGAACAUUGUUAGUGCUGGGAGCGAAUCACCGCGUCUCGAGACUUCUAGGAAUGGAAGGCGCUGGUCCGUUCGAAGAGCGAGACGGAGGGUGCGUGCAUCAACCACUGUUCCAGAAACUAUAAAGGACGAAAAAAGCGAUGAAAAUAGCAACACCAGUGUUUCAGAAAGUUCAAGUAAAUCAGAUGGAAGCCCAGUACUAUUGAUUGGUAAAGAGUUAUCAAGUGAACGUGCUGUUGACCUAAGUCUACCUUCCGAUCACGACUCAACAGAGGGAGAAGACGACGAUCUUGAUGCGGAGGAUAUAUCGUGUCUAUCAUGCGAUAGCGUUCUAUCGCGGGCUGCGCGUGCGCAUAACGUUUGCGUGAUGCGGGCCGCACUUGCAGCUGGCGCGGACCCCACGUGCCACGGUCUUAGAAAUCGCACGCCUCUACACUGUGCCGUGCUAAGUGGAUCCGUAAUGGCUUGUUCGUUCCUAUUGCUUAAUGGAAGUAAAAUAAAUGACCAAGAUGAUGAUGGCAUGACACCGUUACAUCUGGCGACUGAGGCAGGACAUACUGGACAGGUGUGUCUGCUACUCCGAUACCGGGCUGACCAGUCUAUAGCAGAUAACCAGGGCAGGACACCAUUAGACAUAGCAGUCGAGCAAGCUAAUGCAGAUAUCGUUACAUUAUUACGGCUCACUAAGUUGAACGAAGAGAUGCGCGAGAGUGAAAUGUCAUCGAACGACGACACGUACAACGAAGUGUUCCGCGAUUAUACGCAACUCGCCCAUUCGCAUCCCGAGAGACUUGUUCGGCCCAAACACAACAACAACGAAGGUGAACAAUCAAGUGAAUGA
Messenger RNA from Leptosia nina, 2421 nucleotides. The record is from the annotation of a GenBank genome assembly. NCBI's taxonomy places the organism in Eukaryota, Metazoa, Arthropoda, Insecta, Lepidoptera, Pieridae.